Entelurus aequoreus (snake pipefish) is the source of this 1392-nucleotide messenger RNA. It is a transcript of the gene rfk, whose product is annotated as riboflavin kinase. The transcript is spliced from 5 exons. Gene Ontology annotation, cellular component: mitochondrion. Lineage: Eukaryota; Metazoa; Chordata; Actinopteri; Syngnathiformes; Syngnathidae. The record is from RefSeq and is a predicted model, not a curated record. Gene Ontology annotation, biological process: FMN biosynthetic process; riboflavin biosynthetic process. Gene Ontology annotation, molecular function: riboflavin kinase activity. Bases 370 to 876 code for a protein of 168 amino acids.
GGGGUGAUGACGUCACGAUGACGUAAAACCGCCUCCGUCCGCCGACUUAUUAAACAUGUCCGGGGUCUCUGCUGUACAAGCUCGGCGGCGUCACGGCGGGACCUCGCAUUAAAAACUGAAGACUGGAAGAGCCGUCCUCACCCCCUCACCAACACCUCAGGUGAACUUUCCCUUCCUGGCGCUAACCUUUGACUACUAGCGUCACCCAGCCGUGUGACUCGCUCUUACACCCGCUGAUAAGCAACUAAAGUCGGCCUUGGCGUCCGGACUCUCCCGUGGGGACGGCGCUGACACUUUAGCCCGUUUAGACUGCCUCGCUGUGUUCGAGGUCAUCGGCUUCCACCAUCGGCUCCUAGCAGACCUCCAGGAAUGAAGAGUCUGCCGUACUUCUGCCGGGGAGAAGUCAUUCGAGGCUUCGGGAGAGGCAGCAAGGAGCUGGGCAUUCCCACAGCCAACUUCCCGGACUCGGUGGUGGACAAUCUGCCGGCGGACAUCGGCACGGGGAUCUACUACGGCUGGGCCUGCGUGGGCAACGGCGACGUGUACAAAAUGGUGAUGAGCAUCGGCUGGAACCCGUACUACAAAAACACCAAAAAGUCCAUGGAGACUCAUGUCAUCCACCAGUUUAAGGAGGACUUCUACGGGGAGACCCUCAGUGUGGUCAUGGUGGGCUACAUCCGGCCAGAGAGAAGCUACAACUCACUGGAGGCGCUGAUCGCCGCCAUCAACGGCGACAUCGAGGAGGCCAAGGUCCAGCUGGAGCUGCCCGAGCACGUCAAGCUGAGGGAGGACAACUUCUUCACCAGCGGACAUCACUGCACCCCCGUCCCCCCCACCGCCUCCUCCUCCUCACAGACUAUCAUGAACGGACACUGAGAGCCGUUGCCAUGGCGACACGUGGAUGAAACAUGGCUUCUUUUCCAGUUUUGUAUGUUUUUUUUCUUUUACGUGGCAACUAAAUGUAAUUCAAUGUUAAAUCUUCAACACAAGUCGAUGUGGCUAUUAUUGUGUAGAACAACACACUAUGCAACACACACACACACACACACACACACACACACUUGCUAAUUACUGGGUUCUACAAAACUGGCCUGAGUGAGAGGUCACCCUCCUUCUUUACAGUUCAUCCAUUUGUUUGUUCCCGCCUGUCAACGGUCAAAGAAUAAAGUCCACGAGCAGCCAUCAUUUUGUAUUUAUAAUUUAUUGUGGGGAGAAAAAAAAGGUCCUACAAGAAACGCCAACCAGAAAAGACUAGAUUUAAUUAUGACUUGUGAUGUUAUUGUGCUUGAAGAAUGUAAAUAUAUCAAAUACUUAGAAUGUAAUCUAUCCUGUCAAAUGUUUUUUUCUGCCGAGUGAAGCGUCGUGUCCGCAUUAAAAGAACGACAACAACAA